AUGCCGAAGAACAGCAAAGUGACGCAGCGGGAACAAAGCAAUGAGCCAGUCACAGAAUCGGUGGCUGACCUCCUGGCCCUUGAGGAGCCCAUGGACUAUAGGCACAGUGUCUUAAAUGUGGCUGGAGAGAACUGGAACAAACAGCAGGAUGUGGAGGAACCUGCUGAGGACAGGCCGGCGUGGAACAGCAAACUGCAGUACAUUUUGGCUCAGAUCGGCUACUCUGUGGGGCUGGGCAACGUCUGGAGGUUUCCAUAUUUGUGUCAAAAGAAUGGUGGAGGUGCCUAUCUUGUCCCGUAUCUGGUGCUGCUCAUCCUUAUUGGACUCCCUCUCUUUUUCCUGGAGUUGGCUGUAGGCCAGAGAAUCCGCCGGGGCAGUAUAGGGGUGUGGAAUUACGUCUGCCCCCGCUUGGGGGGCAUAGGAUUUGCUAGCUGCCUAGUCUGCUUGUUUGUUGGGCUCUAUUACAAUGUGAUCAUCGGGUGGAGCAUGUUUUAUUUUUUCAAAUCCUUCCAGUCCCCUCUUCCUUGGAGUGAGUGCCCUAUCAUCAAAAAUGGCUCAGUGGCAACUGUGGAACCCGAAUGUGACAAAAGCUCUGCUACUACUUUCUUCUGGUAUCGGGAUGCCUUGGACAUUUCCAACUCCAUUUCAGAGGGUGGUGGCCUUAACUGGAGAAUGACUUUGUGCCUACUGGCAGCUUGGAGCAUCGUGGGCUUGGCCAUGAUCAAAGGAAUCCAGUCCUCUGGGAAGGUGAUGUAUUUCAGCUCCCUCUUUCCUUAUGUGGUGCUGAUCUGCUUCCUGGUCCGGGGAUUGCUCUUGAGAGGUGCAAUUGAUGGCAUCCUUCAUAUGCUCACUCCCAAACUUGAUAAAAUGUUGGAUCUCCAAGUGUGGCGAGAAGCAGCCACUCAGGUCUUCUUCGCUCUAGGACUAGGCUUUGGUGGAGUUAUUGCUUUCUCCAGUUACAACAAACAGGACAAUAACUGCCACUUUGAUGCAGCCCUCGUCUCCUUCAUCAACUUCUUCACCUCCAUCUUGGCCACACUCGUGGUCUUUGCUGUGCUGGGCUUCAAAGCCAAUGUCAUGAAUGAGAAAUGUGUCAUUGAGAAUGCUGAGAAGAUCCUAGGCUAUCUGAACUCCAACAUCUUGAGCCAUGCACUUAUUCCACCCCAAGUGAACUUCUCCCAUCUCACAGCCAAGGACUACAGUGAGAUGUAUAGUGUGAUAAAGACAGUGAAGAAGGACCACUUCCAGAAGCUGGGGCUGGAUCCAUGUAUACUGGAAGAUGAGCUUAACAAGUCAGUGCAGGGAACUGGCCUCGCAUUCAUAGCUUUCACGGAAGCUAUGACCCAUUUCCCAGCUUCUCCUUUCUGGUCAGUGAUGUUCUUCCUGAUGCUGAUCAACCUCGGUCUGGGGAGCAUGAUUGGAACCAUGGCUGGCAUCACCACGCCCAUCAUUGACAUGUUCAAAGUGCGCAAGGAAGUGCUAACAGUUGGCUGUUGCAUUUUUGCUUUCUGUGUGGGUCUGAUCUUUGUGCAACGCUCAGGCAACUAUUUCGUCACCAUGUUCGAUGAUUAUUCUGCAACACUGCCACUCACUCUUGUGGUAAUCCUGGAGAACAUUGCUGUGGCUUGGAUUUACGGUACCAAAAAAUUCAUGCAAGAAUUAACAGAAAUGCUGGGCUUCAGGCCUUACCUGUUCUAUUUUUACACAUGGAAGUACAUCUCACCCAUCUGCAUGGCUGGCCUCAUGACAGCCAGCAUAAUUCAGCUAGCAGUCAAUCCACCAGGUUACAAUGCCUGGAUCAGAGAAGAGGCCACAGAGAAAUUUCUCUAUUACCCAAAAUGGGCAAUGGGUAUCCUGGUCUCGCUGAUCAUCUUGGCUACCCUUCCUCUGCCUGUAGUCUUCAUCCUCCGCCAGUUCCAUCUGGUGUCAGAUGGUUCCAAUGCUCUGUCUGUCACAUACAAGAAGGGCCGUAUGAUGAAGGACAUCUCCAACUUAGAAGACAAUGAUGAGACACGUUUCAUCUUGAGUAAAGUACCCAGCGAAACCCCUUCCCCAAUGCCUACCCAUCGUUCUUACCUGGGCCCAGGGAGCACGUCCCCAAUGGAGAUGAGCAAUGUCGCCAAUGGACGCUAUAGCAGUGGGUACCUUAUGGCUACCACUCCCGAGUCCGAACUGUGA
Molecule: messenger RNA, 2178 nt
Organism: Varanus komodoensis (Komodo dragon)
Lineage: Eukaryota; Metazoa; Chordata; Lepidosauria; Squamata; Varanidae
Gene: SLC6A17
Product: solute carrier family 6 member 17
Exons: 11
Coding region: 1-2178 (725 amino acids)
Biological process (GO): alanine transport; proline transport; sodium ion transmembrane transport
Cellular component (GO): synaptic vesicle; membrane
Source: RefSeq, a predicted model, not a curated record